Molecule: messenger RNA, 3576 nt
Organism: Heterocephalus glaber (naked mole-rat)
Lineage: Eukaryota; Metazoa; Chordata; Mammalia; Rodentia; Bathyergidae
Gene: Pou3f4
Product: POU class 3 homeobox 4
Biological process (GO): regulation of transcription by RNA polymerase II; brain development
Cellular component (GO): nucleus
Molecular function (GO): DNA-binding transcription factor activity, RNA polymerase II-specific; RNA polymerase II cis-regulatory region sequence-specific DNA binding
Source: RefSeq, a predicted model, not a curated record
UAGAUGUCAAAGGCUGAAGCGGCUCCCUUUGCCACAUUAUACUUGUAGGGGAUCCUCAUAGACCAUGGCCACAGCUGCCUCGAAUCCCUACAGCAUUCUCAGCUCCAGUUCCCUGGUCCAUGCAGACUCCGCGGGCAUGCAGCAGGGGAGUCCUUUCCGCAAUCCUCAGAAACUUCUGCAAAGUGAUUACUUGCAAGGAGUUCCAGGCAAUGGGCAUCCCCUGGGGCAUCACUGGGUGACCAGUCUGAGCGACGGGGGCCCCUGGUCUUCCACACUUGCCACCAGCCCUCUGGACCAGCAAGACGUGAAGCCCGUGCGCGAAGACCUGCAACUUGGUGCGAUCAUUCAUCACCGAUCACCACAUGUAGCACACCACUCACCGCACACUAACCACCCGAACGCCUGGGGGGCAAACCCUGCUCCAAACCCGUCCAUCACCUCAAGCGGCCAACCCCUCAACGUGUACUCGCAGCCAGGCUUCACGGUGAGCGGUAUGCUAGAGCACGGUGGACUCACCCCACCGCCAGCCGCUGCCUCCACACAAAGCCUGCACCCGGUCCUCCGGGAGCCCCAGGACCACAACGAACUGGGUUCUCACCACUGCCAGGACCACUCCGACGAGGAGACGCCAACCUCUGACGAAUUGGAACAGUUCGCCAAACAAUUCAAACAAAGAAGAAUCAAAUUGGGUUUUACGCAGGCUGACGUGGGGCUGGCGCUGGGCACACUGUAUGGCAACGUGUUCUCACAGACUACCAUCUGCAGGUUCGAGGCCUUACAAUUGAGCUUCAAGAACAUGUGCAAGCUGAAGCCCCUGCUGAACAAGUGGCUGGAGGAGGCAGAUUCGUCCACAGGGAGCCCAACAAGUAUUGACAAGAUCGCAGCACAGGGCCGAAAGCGCAAGAAGCGAACCUCCAUUGAGGUGAGUGUCAAGGGCGUUCUGGAGACGCAUUUCCUCAAGUGUCCCAAACCUGCAGCACAGGAGAUUUCCUCGCUGGCAGACAGCCUCCAGUUGGAGAAAGAAGUGGUGCGUGUCUGGUUCUGUAAUAGAAGACAAAAAGAGAAAAGAAUGACUCCACCAGGAGAUCAACAGCCGCAUGAGAUUUAUUCGCAAACAGUGAAAACAGACACGUCGUGUCAUGAUCUCUGACUGGAGGAAACCAGAAGAUUGCCGGCAGCACUCGGAGCACCGCAGAUUUCUCUCCUCACUCUCUUCCUCUCAUUAUAACGUUCUUCAUUAUUAUUCCUCUCUCUCCCUCUCUCUCUCUCUCUCUCUCUCUCUCUCUCUCUCUCUCUCUCUGAGGGUUCUAAGUAAUGUUGAAAAAGGAAACGCACAUACUCUUAUUCAGGCUUUUGAACUCUGUUACACACUAUAUUAAACAGUCCAGGUGGGGACCUCAUAUUCCGUGCCCCCUGGGCAAUUUCUUCCAAUCAUUUCUUCUGGUCAUUACAUAUUGUUUACUGAGUAAGGUUUGUUUGUCGCUCCCCUCUAGGAAGAGCAAGAGUGGGGUAACAUGGGGUGGGGUGGGAAGACAGAUGUGUGCCUCUGAUUAACCUUUCAGCGCCUUGGUUAUAGCAGCUGUAUUUCAGGUGAAAUCUGUUUUACAAUAGAGUAGUUUUGCAUUUUUGAGAACUUCUAUAGCGUUUCUAAAUGUCUACGGUGUUUUACUACAAGGUGUACACAAUAUUUGUGAGCUAAUUUGUAUCUAAUCGACCGCUCCACAUUAUUAUUGCUAUUAUUAUUCCGUCAUUGAGCUGAUGGUUUUUUAAUUGCUUAGAAUAGGAGGGGGCUGGGAAGAAGGAGAGAAAUGCCUACCCACCCACCUCCAAAUCUGUAUGGAGAGGAGAGGAUAUAGUGGAGAGAGUUGUUGAUGAGAAUAUUGGUUAUUCCCCCACCCCCACCCCUGGAGUGGAGUGCCUAGGAUGGGCAGAAUAGGCAACCUGAUUAGGUCUGCAAACUAGCAUGAAGUAGGAGAGGCAUCUUGGAGCUUUCUGCCCCAUGUUUUCAAACUGUAGAGCUCCUAAGGCUACCACAGCUUAGAUCCCGGUGUCGGUGUCGGAGGAUUUCGCCGUGGCGCCAAGCAAAGAGAGAUGGUCUGAGCGACCAGAAAGGUUCUACACCGGGGGCCUGGAUACCUGCUUGGGGAUCUCUACACCGGCCUCCGGUCUAGCUAGAUCUACCGCCUGCAGGACCCCAUCUCGGCUCCCCCGGCGAAAGACUUUGUCUUCACAAGGGAUUGCUUUUGCUUGAGACCACGACCGGGAGAAGCUAACGCCUGACCGCGCCAGCGCCUCCCAAUUCAAUUCACCUCCAGUUUACAACCCGCUCUCUGUGUGAAGAACCCUCAGGGAAGGGUGGUCUGGAAGUGGGCGGACAGGCACUCCGUUCUGUGCAAAAGGACAAUGAAAUGAUUGGCAAAGUUCGCAGGGAUUUUAGUCCAGCCAGUACCCCUUGUCUCUAGUGUAUAUACCGCUGUCUGUGAGUGCGCUCCUCUUUUUGAUUCUGACAAGUACAACUGAUGGAAGCCCAAGAGAACAUCGAUCAAGCUAGCCAGCGCCCGGGGCACUGGGUUCCAGCUUUUUUAUCUCUCGGUGCGUAAGUGUCUGUGAGUGUGUGCUUACGUGCGCGUGCAAAUGUGUGUGUAGAUAGUUAUGUGUAUCGUAUUACUGUAUAAAAAAAAACUACAAAACAUUCGCUAGGUUAUGUAGAGAUCCCAAAAAUUUACAGUUGCCGUGGCUUUAUUGUUAGCUCUCUACACGUCAGCUUCACAGGUGCACCUCAUUCCCAAGGAGCACACGUGUGCUGGGGGCGGCCGAGAAUGCCACAGCCAGUUGCCGCCCGCUGUACUUGGCUGCGGUCUCCUCACGCCAGGCUUGUCGCCGUCGCCGCCGAAUUGGCCUCUGGGAGUAGCAGCAGUAGACAAAGCUUCAAACUACCUAAGGACCAGAAAGCCUUGGGCCCUUGUCUGAAGGCACGACAGUACUACGGGCUGCCAGGCCUCUGGUUCACCACACUGCUUCCCUAGCUGCAGGUCAAAAGCAUUUAUUAAUUCAAAUCCCCGACCCUUUUACACUUGUCAAGCUUCUUCGUUCUGUAGGUAAUUAGAUUUUAAUUCUGGGAUUGAAUUUUCCAUAUUGAAUUCAUUUUUCAGAAACUCUUUGGGUUUUUUGUUUUGUUUCUAUCUAGUUUUUUCUUUGCAGUUAAAUGCUACGGUCAAACCUAAGUUAACCCAAAUAUUUCAACCGACUUUAUAAUUGUACAGUUUUGUAUAUUAAACGUUUUUGAAGUUAUUAAUUUAAAGAGAUCAUUUAGUUUAUUCAUUUAGCAACUGAUGUAUAGUAAACGCUAUUUUCAUUAAGAGUUGCUUUUUCAACUAUUUUAUUCAAAUUGCCUAUUGCUGUUGCCAACGAUUAUUUAUUUUCAAUAAAUUCUGCAUUGUGUUUCAGAGGAAAUUCUUUCAAAGAUGAGUUGGGUGUCAAAAAGAAAACAAUUUGCAGUAAUGUUUGAUGUGAACAGUUUUAGUCAAGGGGUUUAUAUUUACACAAUAUUUUAUUGUUGUAAAGAUUUAAAAGGUU